This is a messenger RNA of Aspergillus pseudotamarii, 375 nucleotides long. RefSeq lists its product as uncharacterized. The coding region runs from base 1 to 375 and encodes 124 amino acids. The record is from RefSeq and is a predicted model, not a curated record. The transcript is spliced from 5 exons. Lineage: Eukaryota; Fungi; Ascomycota; Eurotiomycetes; Eurotiales; Aspergillaceae.
AUGGCCAUACGAAGUGCCCUUAGUAAGGUCAGUGACCUGGCCUCUAGUCAUCUAAAUAUUCACUCGGACGCGGAGCCCCAGGCCAUAUCAAUUUAUCACCUGAUAAACACACCAAAUGCUAUAAGAGAGUCAAAGGGGAUUUUCAUACCGGCAUAUCUAUAUUGUUUUCAUCCAACUGGACCAAAAGAGAGCGUCUCCCGAUAUUACACUAUCGAGCAUCGCCAUUCUGAUAUUGCGAUAGAAGAUUGUGCAGAUAAUACCUGUGUGCUUGAUAUCGAGGAAAUACUUUUAUGGAGGAACUGGCGCGUUUCUUACGGACGGCUCACUGGCAACAGACGGGUCACAAUACAUAUUUCUGUGAUGAUCCCAGAUUAG